AUGGAUGAAGACAACGCAAAUGAAAUAUUCAAAGCGUUCACAAAGCAGAACAUCGAAUAUGAUUUAUCUGGCUCAGCUACCGUAUGUUAUAAAUCGAAAACAUACUCCGCGAAGGUUCUUCUCCAUGGCAACGUUCUCUGUGUCUCCGAGUCUAGCGGGACAGAAGAGGUCGCCGCUUGUGAACCACUUAUUUUCAUACUUGAGAGAUCAGUAAUCAAGAAGUUAGAGGACAAGCCAGAAGCCUCAUCAAAAUAUUCCUUCGUUUUGACAUUCAACGACGAAACAGAAAAUCUGGAAUUUGGAGUCGAAAGCGAAGAGACAAGAGAGCAGUGGAUGAUAAAACUCGCCACGUGCUCUCAUCAAAUGGCUCGAGCGGAACUUGAUGAAGUAGCUUAUAAAUUUUACACAAUGUCACCAUCUGCGUCCAGUGAGUCGGAUGGAGUCAUCGAUCCAAAAACGUCGUCUUUCCAAAGUUUCUAUCAAACCGCACCGCUUAGAAUCGCUCACAAUUUUGCUAUAACUCAACAAAACAAUUUGCCAGCUCGAAGGGUUACAGUUGAAGAGUGUAUGAGCGAGACAAAGUUGUCGCUUAUCUUACCGAAAGAGAUAAUCAAGUUGAAUAGGAAGAAAAUUUCAGAAUUCUCUGGAUUACUGGAAAGUCGGCUAAGGGUGUGGCCCCAAUCAUCAGUUAGCUGGCUGCAUGAAGUGAUACGACAACUGCGAGAAAUGUCAGAGACCUAUGAGCAAUGCUUCGAAUUCGUUGACAACUAUUCUGGACCACACUUCCGGAAGUCUACUGAAAAACAUCGAGUAGCUUUUGGACUGGUACCUACAAAUCUGCAUAUUCAUUCCUAUGACAUCAAUUCGAAUGACAAGCGAGAUUUUAUUACAGCUGGAACUGCUUCUGCAAUUCCUUAUCGAUAUAACAACGGAGGUCUUGCCAAACUGUACACCCAGCUCGACGUUGAGCCUUACAACUUUGAUUAUACAUUCUGGAACAAACGCCAAACGCUUCUAGAUUUGAAAAAGACGAUAGGAGAAUUAAGUCAUAAAAUUGAGAAGGAGUGGAAAAUCGCAAAGUUUGGAAGUCCCGAUAAAAUAUGCUUGCAAGUUCAUGCUGGCAUAAAACAAGUGUAUGAAGGACUCAAGGAUGUUCUAUCCAGUUUGCCGGAUGUAGAGCAUUGUUCUGAUAUUCUACUAGAAGAAGAGAAGAAGCGAUUAGAUGCCGGAGGAAAAAUUCCAGAAACCAGAGUCUACGACAAUAUUCAAAAUCAAAUUGACCGUAUUGAUGCAAUGAUUGUUAGUCUGAACACGAAAAUCGCGGUGAUUGACACUUUGAAUGAGGAACCACAUGAAAGAGAAGCUUGCGAGAAAAAUACUCGACAGGCCGUCUCCACGUGUCUAGACAUUCUGUUAGCUCUGGCCGACUCGAUUCUGGAAUCUCAGUUGUUUUCUCUGGUGAAGGCACUGCAGAAACCAUCAAUUGCUCAUGCGUAUUUCCAUAUUAUGAUUCGGACAGACUUUGUUCUAUCUCAAGCCAUUACGAUCGCAUCGACAGCAAUUUUGAAUCGAAUCCAGAAAAAGGAAAUUCCAUUCACAGAUGAUUUUCUUCUAGUAAUAUUCUCAUUCCUGAGCGCAUAUGGAGAUGAAAGAGGGAUGAUUGAAGAUGCAAUAGAAGCUUGGAAGUCUCUAGAACAACGAGUUCGUUUCCGUCUGGUCCGUGCUCCGUCAGCCGUCUGCCGAACGUGUAUUCCAAUGGUACAAGGGACAAGAAGUGCUCUCAAGGUAGCUAUCCCUCUCCCUCAUGAGUAUUUCGAUUCGUUACCUGACCAUAUAAAAUGGACUUCCGAAUUCACUGUGGUCACUGCAUACUUUAACAUUGGAGUGAAUCACGAGGCAACAUUUGGACAGUCAUUCGGAGGAAUUGCUCUGGAAAGUUCUGUCAAUCAAGACGCUGCAGAAAAGUUGAAUAUGUUUGCCAAUCGCGCUGAAGCCAGUCAACGUGCCAGAGAAGCUGUGAUGGAGGUGGUUAAUGAAGUUUCCACGGAACCAUCUCGCAAGAAUCUCAAUGUUUUCGAUUGGGUGAUGACUGCGUGUGAGCAGCUGGGUGGUGAAGCUGUCAUCUCUUGUAAAAGUGGAAAAGAUCGGACGGGGAUGGCUUCAACGCUAGAGCUAGGUCGAGUACUUCGAGAGACAUGUGGCUUCAACACAACUCAGAUCUCGGAAGUUGUGAACUCCCUUCGAAAAGAUGGAGUUCGUCGUGAGAAUUGUCGAAAGAAUGUAGGAAAACCAGUCUAUUCAUUCAGUCCAUUCCAAAUGCAUUUUCUACCGAAGUCUUCCGACCUCCAUCUGGAACAUAUGCAAAAGGAGUUGCUAGUUAAUUAUAAAAAUGUGUAUUUUAAUAAUGUUCAAUAA
Messenger RNA from Caenorhabditis briggsae, 2415 nucleotides. The record is from RefSeq and is a predicted model, not a curated record. Gene Ontology annotation, molecular function: phosphatidylinositol-3,4-bisphosphate 4-phosphatase activity. Gene Ontology annotation, cellular component: cytoplasm. Bases 1 to 2415 code for a protein of 804 amino acids. The transcript has 9 exons. NCBI's taxonomy places the organism in Eukaryota, Metazoa, Nematoda, Chromadorea, Rhabditida, Rhabditidae.